AUGGAUACCACCACUCCCGUGAAAAGAUCCUCGACGGAUGCUGGAUUUGACUCCCCUCGAGGGUCUCAUCGAUCGACAGAGCCCCGGCCCGCUGCUCCCAGGAUAUCUAAGGCUCGGGCUUGCGCUGAGUGCAAACGACACAAGAUUCGCUGUGAAUUCCGGUCGGGCGAUAGCAGCUGUACCAAAUGUAUUCGGAGCGGUAUCAAAUGUGUGGUGAAUGACUUUUCGCAAAAGUUUGUCGACGAUGAUGGACUAUGGAAGUCACAGGCCGCAGCGAGUUUGCAACAAUUACAGGCGGCCGUGACCCAGCUCUUGCGACAAGCUGGAUUGCCCGACCUCUCAACCUUUGCGAGUGGUGAUAGUCGCCACGGCCCCAGUCCUGCCGCUUCUCAUCAUACCCACCGGCUGUCAAUCGAUGCAUCUCAGUCACAUCACGGAAGUCAUGAAGAGCCGGGGGUGGUGAUGGACGUCACUCGGGAACCCUCCCCUGAGCCCGAUCUUCAGGAUCCGGAACUGGUACGCGCCCCCAUGCGAAGUCUAUAUGAGGUGACGAAGUUGCGCAAUCUACGCAACAACCCCAUUGAGGCUCCCAAAAAGACCUUGCUAGAGGAGGAUUUCAUCACCAGGGGGCUCGUCUCCGCUCACGAGGCCGAAGAAUUGUUCGCCUAUUUCAGUCGCACCAUGAACCAAUUGCUAUGGGGUGGAAUUAUCCUGGUCCAUCGCGACCUCACCUCUGUCCGCCGGGCCUCCACAUUACUGCUGGCUGCGGUCCUCACGGUAGCAGCUCUUCACAUUCCUAAUCGAACAGAAACCCUCAAUCGCUGCUAUAACGAAUAUGUCUCUCUCGUCUCCAGCAUGGCGCUCACACGAGCACACACACUGGACGACAUCCGAGCCCUUGCUGUUGGAGCGUUCUGGUUGUCGGAGCUGAGCUGGAAGCUGUCUGGACAUGCUGUCCGAGUCGCCACGGAACUCGGUCUACAUCAAAGCUAUCAUCGUUUGAUCCGGGGACAUAACGAUCAGUAUGCCCGAGCUCAAUUGUGGUAUUUGCUGUAUGUGUGUGACCAUCAUUUCAGUAUCGCCUAUGGGCGACCGCCUGUGAUUCACGAAGAUGUUGCCAUCCGAAACUAUGAGACCUUCUUGAAGUUGCCCAUGGUCGUGCCCGGCGAUAUUCGAGUCCUGGCGCAGGUCGUCCUGUUCACGAUCCUGACGGAGGCGUAUCGAAUGUUUGGAAGUGAUACCGAGCAAGCGCUCACGGAGGCCGACUUUGGGCAAUUGAGGGUCUACAAUGUCGCAGUAGAUCAAUGGCGAUUAGUCUGGCAGCCUCGAGCGGCGGACAGCUCAUACGUGCGCACGUAUCCUUCCAAGGGCGUGGUCUUGCACUACCAUUUCGCUAAAUUCCAGCUGAAUUCACUCUCACUCCGAGGCCUCUCCCCAUCCAACACGCCGGUCUUCUCGAUGGACCGGAGAGAGUCCGCGAACAUUGCCAUUUCAUCUGCAAUGGCAUGCUUGAAUAUGGUCUUGGAGGAGCCGGAUAUUCGGGACGCCAUCGUCGGAGUUCCCAUCUUCACGCACACCAUGGUGACCUUUUCGGCCGUGUUCUUGAUCAAGGUGGCAAUCAAUUGGAACACCGCGUAUCUGAGCAUUGACGCGCAACAAGUGCGACGCGUGGUUGAGCGGGUGAUCGAGUUGAUGAAUUGCGUGUCCGCCGGGGAACGACAUCUGACUCGUCACAUUGCUCGUGGGCUCGGCAAGAUGCUCGAGCGGUUUGACUCGUGGGAGGCUGGAUGGCCCGUGGGUAGCAAUCAUGCCCACGGUGAGAUCAAUAGUGAUAAUAUGCCGGGGGGCGCCAAUGCCCUCGCGCAGGGCUUCCCACCGCCCGACUUGAUUUACGACAUGGUAGGGACGUACGGGUUUGGGCUGGACGAGAACCUGUUGGACCCUAGCAUGGCCAAUUUUGAAUUUUUGGCACAAUGA
This is a messenger RNA of Penicillium diatomitis, 1977 nucleotides long. Its product is annotated as putative C6 transcription factor. The coding region runs from base 1 to 1977 and encodes 658 amino acids. Gene Ontology annotation, biological process: DNA-templated transcription; regulation of DNA-templated transcription. The transcript is spliced from 4 exons. Gene Ontology annotation, molecular function: DNA-binding transcription factor activity, RNA polymerase II-specific; zinc ion binding; DNA binding. The record is from RefSeq and is a predicted model, not a curated record. Lineage: Eukaryota; Fungi; Ascomycota; Eurotiomycetes; Eurotiales; Aspergillaceae.